Notechis scutatus (mainland tiger snake) is the source of this 1017-nucleotide messenger RNA. The record is from RefSeq and is a predicted model, not a curated record. NCBI's taxonomy places the organism in Eukaryota, Metazoa, Chordata, Lepidosauria, Squamata, Elapidae.
UUUUCUCUGUGUAGUGAUCCUUGCCAGCCCGGAUACCAAAAGAAAAAGAAGGAAGGGGAGAAAUUCUGCUGCUAUGAUUGUGUUCCCUGCCCUGAAGGGAAGAUUUCACAUGAAAUAGAUAUGGUUGACUGUUCCCCAUGCCCAGAAGAUCAAUAUCCAAGCAAGAAGCAAGAUCAAUGUGUUCUCAAGACUUUAAAUUUUCUGUCUCAUAAAGAGCCAUUAGGGAUGAGUUUAGCCUUGGUUGGGAAUAGCCUAUUUAUAACUACAGCCUUUGUCCUUAAAACUUUUGUUAAGCACCAAGACACUCCAAUCGUCAAAGCCAAUAACCGGGAAUUGACAUUUACACUCCUUCUAUCCCUUCUCCUUUGCUUUCUUUCACCUUUACUGUUUUUUGGGCAGCCUAACAAGUCCACUUGCUUUCUUUGCCAAACUGCUUUUGGCAUUGUUUUUGCAGGGGCCGUUUCCUGUGUAUUAGCUAAAACUAUCACCGUAGUUGUAGCUUUCAUGGCCACCAAACCAGGGUCCAACAUGAGGAAAUGGUUGGGGAGAAAAUUGGCCAGUUCCAUUGUUAUUUCCUGCACCCUUGUUCAAGCAAGUAUUUGUUCUUGGUGGAUGGCAAUCUCUCCUCCCUUCCCAAAUUUGGAUAUGCAUUCUCUCACUAGUGAAAUCAUAGCAGAAUGUAAUGUGGGAUCUUCUGUCAUGUUCUAUCUUGUCCUGGGCUACUUAGGAUUUCUAGCCAUCAUUAGUUUUAUGGUGGCUUUUUUUGCCAGAAAGUUGCCAGAUGCUUUCAAUGAAGCCAAGUUUAUCACCUUCAGCAUGCUGAUGUUUUGUAGUGUUUGGUUGACUUUUGUCCCUACCUAUCUGAGCACAAAGGGGAAGUAUAUGGUGGCUGUGGAGAUCUUCUCCAUCCUAGCAUCCAGUGGUGGAUUGCUAUCUUGUAUCUUUUUCCCCAAAUGCUACAUUAUUCUGUUGAGACCUAAAUUAAACAACAAGCAGCAGUUAAGAAAAAGCAAUUAA